Messenger RNA from Elgaria multicarinata webbii, 1222 nucleotides. RefSeq names its product calcyphosine like (gene CAPSL). The transcript is spliced from 5 exons. Lineage: Eukaryota; Metazoa; Chordata; Lepidosauria; Squamata; Anguidae. Bases 77 to 703 code for a protein of 208 amino acids. The record is from RefSeq and is a predicted model, not a curated record. Gene Ontology annotation, molecular function: calcium ion binding.
GAAGAGACAGGCCCACUUUCCCCAAACUCUACAAGGGAGCGUCCGUAGUUGCAGAUAGAAGCAACAGGUAACAAAGAUGGCUGGAACAGCAAGACACGACCGGGAGAUGGCAAUCCAGGCCAAAAGAAACCUGUCGAAAACCACAGACCCAAUCGAGAAACUCCGGCUUCAGUGCCUGUCAAGGGGUUCCGCAGGCAUCAAAGGCCUCGCCAGGGUCUUCCGCAUCAUGGAUGAUGACAACAGCAAGACUCUUGAUUUCAAAGAGUUCUUGAAAGGCCUCCAUGACUAUGCUGUGUUGAUCGAGAGAGAAGAAGCUGAAAAGAUUUUCAAAGUCUUUGAUAAAGACGGAAGUGGAACAAUAGACUUUGAUGAAUUUCUCUUAACAUUAAGACCUCCUAUGUCUAACGCAAGGAAAGAAAUCAUUCUGCAAGCCUUCCGGAAGCUAGACAAGACCGGGGAUGGUAUUGUCACCAUUGAAGAUCUACAAGGAGUCUACAAUGUAAAACAUCACCCCAAGUACCAGAAUGGAGAAUGGACGGAAGAGCAAGUUUUUAGGACAUUUCUAGAUAACUUUGAUUCACCCUAUGAUAAAAAUGGGCAGGUUACACCAGACGAAUUCAUGAACUAUUACGCAGGCGUCAGCGCUUCAAUCGACACCGAUGUCUAUUUCAUCGUGAUGAUGAAAAAUGCUUGGAAAAUCUGAUUGUAGAAAACAAGACUUCUUCUUCCUACUCCGCCUCUUCUGAGCACCUCCUAAGCCCAACAUGCAGGACAGUGUGAUUAUAUUCCAUGCAGUAACUUAGAAGAAAAAAUAGUUACUAUUCUCAUUAUGCCCGUUGUUUUAGCAAGAACCAAUAUCGGGGGCAGAGCAGCACAUUACUUCAGCAAACAGGAGUUCCCAAUUUAAAUCAUGCAACUAAGGGAUUGGAGGCAUUUUCAGGGGAGAAGUGGGGGUCAAAUUGGAAAGCUUAACCGGCCCUGCAGCUGCUGCUUCUCAACUCAGAGCCCCUCCUCUUACCCCACUUGUUUUGCCCCAUUUCUCCCCCACCACCCCAAGGCUUUGAGUUCAUAGCCUUUCCAGAGGAGGAAAAAAGUGCUGGGAGAGAUCGAAAGAGUAAAAGUGAUGGGUAUGGAAGGGUUAAGCACAUACUUCUCCCCUAAGUGUUUUAGGGGAGAAGCGCUUUUGCUUAGCAGAAAGCGGUUCCACUUAAGCACGGUGUGG